AGUGGGUUGCAAACAUUUAAAAUUACGAUAAGCCAGGCCUACUUCAACUCCAAUAUUUACAUGCAUUGAAUAAGUAAGUAGUACUCCUCUUGGGGACCAUCAUUUAUUCCGCUUGCACAGCUGUCGUGUGUAACCAGAGAUCCUGAGCAGGUAGGUGUCCUUAAGGUGGAGGAGAGAGGAGUGCGGAGGGCAGACAGUCGAUUGUUUUACAGAAUGACUGCCUUCUAUUUCCAGCAGUUCAACGAUGGAACUUGAAGCGAGAAGAACCUGUUGCGAAGGCACAAGAGACUAAAACGUAGUCUGACGGGAGGAAAGUAGAGAAGACAUUUUUUAAGCUUUAUCAAAAUGCCUUUUUAUGGACUAUUCGCUCAUUUUUAUAUUUCCAUAACACUUGGGAAAUUAAUUACAGCGGACCUGACUGACUUUUCAUGACAAAUCCACUGGCGACCCGACUGGACUGCUCUCUUAGGAGCGUGUGCGUAAUGGAAUCGUUCUUUCGAAAGAAAAAGAAUUUAAGGACUGCGGUCAGCCUGACUUUGGUUUUUGCCACUUUACUGAUGCUUCAGAAGUUAAUAACAGUUGACACGAAUUUCAAAGAUAUCAAAGUCGACGUGAAACGCAAAUGGUGUGGCCCCACAUGUAAAAGCAUAAAGGCUAUCGAAAAUGCAUCAAACGGUGAAGGUUUGCCGCCGGUGGGAAAACCCAUGGCAAGAAAAUGGGACAUGGAUACAAUUCAGUGUCAUGAAAAUUCAACCAUGAAAACCGAAGCCUGGUUUCGUCGUUUGAGCCCAAGAUUUCACGAAUUUGUCCUGCACAGACAUUGCAGGUACUACCCAAUGUUGCUGAAUCACCCGGAGAAGUGCAGCGGUGAUGUGGAUCUUCUGGUCGUGGUCAAAUCGGUUAUCGAAGAACAUGACCGGCGAGAAGCCGUGAGGCAGACCUGGGGAAAGGAGCAAGAAAUCCAGGGCUUUAAAAUCAAAACUCUAUUUUUAUUAGGCACUCCAGCCACUGGCAAAGACGCGCGAAAUUUACAAGCCCUGGUCCAAUAUGAAGACCGAACCUACGGGGACAUCUUACAGUGGGACUUUAUGGACACCUUCUUCAACCUCACCUUAAAGGAGGUGAACUUUCUGAGAUGGUUCAACAUCUACUGCAGUGGAGUUCCCUUCAUCUUCAAAGGGGAUGAUGACGUUUUUGUCCAGAUCAAGAACCUGGUGGAACUAAUUGGCUUUCGGGUGGAGGAGAACAGAGUGGAAAACCUCAUUGUAGGAGACACCAUUUUAGAAGCCAAACCGAUCAGAAACCGCCAAAGUAAAUAUUUCAUUCCCAAAGAGUUGUAUGAUGAUCGCUAUCCACCUUAUUUGGGUGGAGGGGGAUUUCUCAUGUCUUCUCUGGUGGCCCGCAAGCUCUUUGUGGUUUCUGAGAGCGUGGAGCUUUACCCCAUUGAUGAUGUGUUUUUGGGCAUGUGCCUUCAGAAGCUGAAGAUCGUGCCCGAGCUGCAUCUGGCCUUCCGAACAUUUGGGAUCAUUAAGCGUAAAGUGACUCCUCUGAACCGGGAGCCGUGCUUCUUUCGCAGCCUCAUCGUGGUGCACAAACUCGACCCGCAGGAGCUGCUGCAAAUGUGGAGGCUUGUUCAAAACGAGGACUUGAUCUGCGCCAGACAAGUCGUAAUAUGAUCACUAUUUAUUAAGACAGAGAAGUUUUUUCUUCUUCUUUUCUUUUUUUGUAAGGAAGGAUGAUGAUUACUUGUGUUAUCAACUGUAAAAUGUAAUAAAUCGCAAGUCUUUUUAUUAUUGUCUUAUCUACAGAGAACAACUUCAAACCUAAUCAAUGCAGUUUUGAAUAUUACAGUGUGUAAGCCUAAUAUAGACCUUGCUCAACCAUGUUUACUCAAGUGAAUAUUGGAUUUUUUUUUCUUCCAAUUAUUCUGAACACAUACCUUGACUUGGCUAAAAAGAUAAAACCCACGGGGGGUUUAUAUAUAUAAUAUAUAAAUAGAAAAAGAUGCCAAUUAAACACAAGUGGACCUGACAACAUGCUCCAGUGGAGGAACAAAGCAUUAGGCUAAUGUAAAAGGUAACCUACAUACAUGUAACACCUAUUUUAGCCAACAAAUAAUGUAAUUAAUUGAUUAUAUUUAUUUACAUUUAAAACAAUAGCAUUUAAAACUCAUGCCAGUUGGCCUAACCUGGAAAAUGUUUGACUUAGAUCAAACAUACAUUUAAAAUGUAUUUCUAUGCCAAUUAUGAUGCACCAAUUCAUUAGAAGAAUGUUUGAAUAAUGUCAUAAAAUGAAUGGAGACUGUAGCUUUUAAACACCAUAAAGUAUGAUUAACCUAUUCUAAAACAUUUAGAAUGCAUGUUAUGCGCUGUUUCACAUUCUAAAAUCAUCUGCACCAUCAGCUUUGUAUGAGGAACAGUCUGAAAUUGAAGUCAUUAUUCACUGUUUACAGAACUCACUUGAAAUGUUCUCUAUGGUGUUUCAUGUAAGAAAGUAAGUCAUACAAGUUUGAAAUGACAUGAGGGUGAGUAAAUGACAUUGA
This is a messenger RNA of Carassius auratus (goldfish), 2542 nucleotides long. RefSeq names its product UDP-GlcNAc:betaGal beta-1,3-N-acetylglucosaminyltransferase 7-like. Gene Ontology annotation, biological process: protein O-linked glycosylation; poly-N-acetyllactosamine biosynthetic process. The coding region runs from base 429 to 1676 and encodes 415 amino acids. Gene Ontology annotation, molecular function: UDP-glycosyltransferase activity; hexosyltransferase activity. The record is from RefSeq and is a predicted model, not a curated record. Gene Ontology annotation, cellular component: Golgi membrane. NCBI's taxonomy places the organism in Eukaryota, Metazoa, Chordata, Actinopteri, Cypriniformes, Cyprinidae. The transcript has a single exon.